This is a messenger RNA of Pyrus x bretschneideri (Chinese white pear), 3354 nucleotides long. Its product is annotated as beta-galactosidase 1. Gene Ontology annotation, molecular function: beta-galactosidase activity; carbohydrate binding. NCBI's taxonomy places the organism in Eukaryota, Viridiplantae, Streptophyta, Magnoliopsida, Rosales, Rosaceae. Gene Ontology annotation, cellular component: cell wall; vacuole. The transcript has 19 exons. Gene Ontology annotation, biological process: carbohydrate metabolic process. The coding region runs from base 346 to 2877 and encodes 843 amino acids. The record is from RefSeq and is a predicted model, not a curated record.
UCCAAAGAAAACCCCAUUAUUUCACAGUUUCACACUGAAUGCUACUUACACCAGUCUGAAAUCCCAGCUCGAUAAACACUUGAUUUUUAUUUUCUCUCCCAUUCUUUUCCCUAGAAAGAAAAUAAAGAGAAAUCUCACACAAAAGGAAAAAAGAAGACAAACCCAGCUGGGUUUUCUUUGUCUCUCUCUGAGUCACCCAAAUAAGCAUAUAAUAAAGUGAGCAGAGAUACAGAGAAAGAAUAUUUACACCAAAAAGGCCAUUGCUUUGGGUGGUGGUGGUGGAGAGCUCAAGGCUUGAAAAAAAAAAAUACAUAAAGCUUAAAAUUUUCCAAAAUUUAUGUUUUUAUGGGUUUUUUGAGGCUUGUAAUGUGGAAUGUGGCUGUGCUGCUGCUCGUGUUGCUGGGUUCAUGGGUUGGUUCUGUGAGAGCUUCUGUUUCAUAUGAUUCCAAGGCCAUUGUGAUUAAUGGACAGAGAAAGAUCCUCAUUUCUGGAUCUAUUCACUACCCAAGAAGUUCCCCUGAGAUGUGGCCAGAUCUUAUUCAGAAAGCAAAGGAAGGAGGUCUGGAUGUGAUUCAGACUUAUGUUUUCUGGAAUGGGCAUGAACCUUCACCUGGCAAAUAUUAUUUUGAAGACAACUAUGAUUUGGUCAAGUUUAUCAAGCUGGUUCAGCAGGCAGGCCUAUAUGUUCAUCUCAGGAUUGGUCCUUAUGUUUGUGCUGAAUGGAACUUUGGGGGGUUUCCUGUUUGGCUGAAGUACAUUCCUGGUAUCCAAUUCAGAACAGAUAAUGGUCCCUUCAAGAAUCAAAUGCAAAGAUUCACAACCAAGAUUGUAAAUAUGAUGAAAGCAGAAAGGUUGUUCCAGACUCAAGGUGGUCCUAUAAUUAUGUCCCAGAUUGAAAAUGAGUAUGGACCGAUGGAGUAUGAACUCGGUGCACCCGGUAAACAGUACACUGACUGGGCAGCUCAGAUGGCUUUGGGGCUCGGCACGGGUGUCCCAUGGGUGAUGUGCAAACAAGAUGAUGCCCCUGAUCCUAUUAUUAAUGCCUGCAAUGGCUUCUACUGUGACUACUUCUCUCCGAACAAGGCAUAUAAACCAAAGAUGUGGACAGAAGCCUGGACUGGCUGGUAUACUGAGUUUGGAGGUGCAGUUCCUUACCGACCGGCUGAGGAUUUAGCUUUCUCAGUUGCGAGGUUUAUUCAGAAGGGUGGAUCAUUCAUUAAUUAUUAUAUGUACCACGGAGGAACAAAUUUUGGCCGAACUGCUGGAGGUCCUUUCAUUGCUACUAGUUAUGAUUAUGAUGCUCCUCUUGAUGAAUACGGUCUAUUGAGGCAACCUAAAUGGGGCCAUCUGAAAGAUCUGCACAGAGCAAUAAAACUGUGUGAACCAGCUCUAGUUUCUGCGGAUCCCACUGUACAAUCACUUGGCAGAUUUCAAGAGGCUCAUGUUUUCAAAUCAAAUUCUGGAGCUUGUUCUGCAUUUCUUGCAAAUUACAACCCAAGAUCAUUUGCGAAAGUGGCAUUUGGAAAUAUGCAUUACAACCUACCUCCUUGGUCUAUUAGCAUUCUUCCCGACUGCAAGAACACUGUUUAUAAUACCGCAAGAGUUGGUGCGCAGAGUGCACUAAUGAAGAUGCCUCGUGUUCCUCUUCACGGAGGAUUCUCUUGGCAGUCGUACCCUGAUGAGGCUGCCUCUUACGGUGACACUACAUUUACCACAGCCGGGUUGUUGGAGCAGAUAAAUACCACUAGAGAUUCCUCUGAUUAUCUGUGGUACAUAACAGAUGUUAAUAUCGAUCCCAAUGAGGAAUUUUUGAGAAGCGGAAAGUAUCCUGAACUCACUGUCUUAUCAGCUGGCCAUGCUUUGCGUGUUUUCAUCAAUGGUCAACUUGCAGGAACUUCUUACGGAAGUCUAGAAUUCCCAAAACUAACAUUUAGUCAAGGUGUGAAUUUGAGAGCUGGUAUCAACCAGAUUGCACUUCUAAGCAUUGCUGUUGGCCUCCCGAAUGUUGGUCCACAUUUUGAGACUUGGAAUGCUGGUGUUCUUGGCCCAGUCAUAUUAAAUGGUCUGAAUGAGGGAAGGAGGGACUUGUCAUGGCAGAAAUGGUCUUACAAGGUUGGGCUUAAAGGAGAAGCCCUGAGUCUUCAUUCGCUCAGUGGGAGUUCCUCAGUCGAGUGGAUUCAGGGGUCAUAUGUCACAAGAAAGCAGCCUCUGACAUGGUUCAAAACAACCUUCAAUGAACCAGCUGGAAAUUCACCAUUGGCUCUAGAUAUGAUCAGCAUGGGCAAAGGUCAAGUAUGGAUAAAUGGCAGAAGUAUUGGCCGCUACUGGCCUGCAUAUACAGCAUCUGGUAAUUGUGGCGCCUGUAACUAUGCUGGGACGUACAAUGAGAAAAAAUGCUUAAGUAACUGUGGACAGGCUUCCCAGAGAUGGUAUCAUGUUCCUCGGUCGUGGCUAAACCCAACAGGCAAUUUGUUGGUUGUAUUAGAAGAGUGGGGAGGAGAUCCGAAUGGGAUAUUUUUGGUGAGAAGGGAAGUAGAUAGCAUAUGUGCUGAUAUUUAUGAGUGGCAACCAAAUCUUAUGAGUUAUCAAAUGCAAGCCUCAGGCAAGGUGAAGAAACCGGUAAGGCCUAAAGCCCAUUUGUCAUGUGGCCCUGGACAGAAAAUAUCAUCAAUAAAGUUUGCUAGUUUUGGAACGCCGGAAGGCGCUUGUGGAAGCUUCCGUGAGGGAGCCUGUCAUGCCCACAACUCGUAUGACGCUUUUCAAAGGAGUUGUAUCGGACAGAACUCAUGCUCGGUAACUGUAGCACCUGAGAAUUUCGGAGGCGAUCCAUGUCCAAGUGUAAUGAAGAAACUCUCCGUGGAGGCCAUUUGCAGCUAAUGAUUCUCAAUCUCUCAAGUAAACUGAUGAAGGUCCGAUAUUGAUUUAUUUACACACACCAAUUAAGCAAUUUCAAUUACUUAUAUCUGGCUAAGUUAAAAAAGGUCAGUGCAACCCCAUUCGGUCAAUUCAUUUUUCGGCUUUUCCAAGGUGAAGUUGUAGAAACAUACAACACACCACUUGGUUGAAAGCCUAUACAGUUUGCGAUUGAUUGUGGAGAAGCUGUAAGUAUAUACUGUCCUCCGUUUUGAUCCACCCUGCUUGCUACGAGAAAUGUGGAAUCAACGAGGGGAUCGGAAGCACAUCGAGAUGAUGCUAAUCGAGUCCGUGUGCAAAUGUAGUUAGCAGUAUGGAAGCAUCCGGUUUCCAAGUAAUUUAAAUAUUUCAAUUGUUAUGUAACUUGGUAAGCAAUUAUUUCAUUGCUUUGUCGUUGUAAGAAAGUUCCCACUGGUAAUAAUAUGUAGUACUUAUUUCAUC